This is a messenger RNA of Cherax quadricarinatus, 5031 nucleotides long. The record is from RefSeq and is a predicted model, not a curated record. NCBI's taxonomy places the organism in Eukaryota, Metazoa, Arthropoda, Malacostraca, Decapoda, Parastacidae.
AAGUUCGCAUGGUGGGGCGUUCGUAAGCCGAGGUUCCACUGUAUUUAUAUGUUAUUUGCUAUAUGUCUAAUAGUAUCCUGUAAAAAUCUAUACAUCUCUGCUCUGGCUCCCAGAGAGAGACUGAAUUUCCUAAAUUUGUUUUCGUCACAUAUACAGCAGUGCUUGAAAGCACUAAACCAACAAGGGUCAUACAGCGCUGUGGGGCAGAAAAUAGUGCCGGGUCUAUAAACAGCUAGUUGGAAAAGGGAUCAGAAGUGAGGGAAGAAAAGGGCUGAAAGGGGCACAAGGGGCUAUAUGUCAAAGUUCGUGUAGUAAAGCAGUUGCUGACAAAAAGUUAAAAAGUGAUUGUAAGUCAAAGGCAGGACCGUCAGCAAAGAGGGAAGAUAAGCUUGAUGAAUAAAAUGCCUCAAUAUUUAAAAAAAAAAAUUGUUGGAUUGACCCCCUCCCCUCCUAAAGACUGCUGUUUAUUUCGUUAACUUACACCAGCUUGCCACAAUUCAUUUCUUGCAAUAUUGUGUGUGUUUGGCCUAGUUUUAUAUUUAACGUAAUCUUCUUAGAAACUUAAGUAGCAAUGUUCAGAUUUUUUUUGUAUGGUGCCUUUUUCAUAAUGCACCAUUAUUAAAACUUCGACUACUGUGUAAAAUUCUUAGAACUCUUAUUAAAAAUUUUGUCAAGAGUGGCUCCUGUAUUUUGAUUUAUUGCAGAAACUGUAAUAACAUUCUUUCGGAGUUAUGUACUGUAUAUUAUGGGGCUCAACAAGUCUAAUAUACCACAUGUACAGAAACUAAAGACAAUAGUUUUUACAAUUUUCUAAAGCUUUUUGUAACAAAAUGCUCUUCAUAAUAAUAAGCUACAGUAUAUAUAUAAUUGCAUGUUUAUCAAAAUAGCAUCACUAAUUGUUUUCUUAAUUAUAUUAACUGAUGCAUCGUAACCUUGCAGUGGUGGGCUCCAUCCCGGGUCCUGGUGUGGCCCCCAACAACAGUACCAGUGAAGGAGGUGGUGGUGGCAGUGGUAGUGGUGGCAGUUUGAUGGAUUCAAUUGCAAAUAACCUUAACUGGGAUCAUAACCUUCCAGCACCAGCAUCCAUUCUUCCUGGUGGUGCCAACAACAGUAGUGGUAGCAGUACUGUUGGCGGUAGUGGUGGUGGUGGUGGUGGUGGCAGCAACAAUACUGGCAAUGUGACAGCUGGAGCAGCGUCAACUGCUGGAGUUGUGGUCCCCGGACCGACAGGACCACUUAUGAAUAAUGGCUCCCGAGACAUGUCAUCUGCAGAUUUGCAGAAACUACAGCAGCAACUCCAUGACAUUAAAGAACAGACAAUGUGUCCAGUUUGUCUUGACCGCUUAAAGAACAUGAUCUUCCUCUGUGGCCAUGGAACAUGCCAGAUGUGUGGUGACCGCAUGCAUGAAUGUCCAAUCUGUCGUAAGCCUGUAGAAAAGCGAAUUUUGGUGUUCUGAGCCUAAGAAUUUGGCUCAUGCAGUUUAAAUGAAGUUUAAGAGGUGCAUUCCAUGUGUUGUACAUUCAUGAAACAGAUGCAUGCUUUCUGAAAAUUACUGUUAUGUCCAACUGGAAGUCACACUACAUACGACUCAUUGAAAGUGCAUUCCGUGUCCUCAGAAGAAAAUAUUUGCAAUUUUUUGAAUGCUGUUUUUAAUGAACCUGAUACUGGUGGUGCUUUCAUUGUUUAUUUUAUUUAGACUUAUUCCUCCCAUAGUUUUGUCAGUAUUGUAAAACAUUUUUCCUGAUAAUUUUUUAUGAAAGAGAUCAUUAUCACUGCUUUUAAUAUAAAAAUAUUUGACAGAAUUUGGCAUCAGAGGAAUUAAGCAUUUUUAAAUCUAUUAUUUAAAAGUAUAUAAAAGUUUUGGAUACUUAGAUAUCUUACAGAUUUGUUGAUACAAAACUUGAUUUUGUGUACUGAUUACUUACACUUUUAGUUCAUUGUAAGUGAUCAAGUGUUUGCAGUAAUUGAGAUUGUAAAACUAUUGUUGCUAGCAGUGUCUUACAUUGUUUCAGUUAAUUUAUAUAUUAUAUUGUCUAUGUAAGUGAAUCCUAUAUAUUAAUUUGUGUACACUGUAGUUAAAGGAAUUGAUCUUUACCAGUUUAAGAUUAUUCCACAAGGCUUUUAAUUCCAAUUAGCAUACUUUAACCUAUACAUAUUUUUGGUGGCUUAAGUUUUGUCCCAUAGCCAAACAAAAAAGAUGGAAGAAAAUACAGCUAAUAUUAAAAUACUACAUUUUAAUGCAUGAGAACCUGCUGUGUGUUCAGUUUUAUGAACCACUUGGGAAUAACAAUCACCAUUGACAAAUACCUACAUAUACCAUUAAUAUCAGAUGUAAAUAAAAAUCACAGUACCCUGAUGAGAAUAAGUCACAACUAACCUACAGUUUGAAAAGGAAACUUGAGCUGAGGGUUCAGUCAGCCCUGAACCAUUAGCAUUAUUAUUAUAAUUAUGAGGGAACGCUAAACUUGUAGGAUUAUACAGUGCAUGUGCAGGGGGAUGGAAGGUAUUCAGGCUCAUUUCAGGGAACUGGAGCACAGAUCCAAUUCCCUAGAUCAAGAGCCCCUUACCAGUGUCAAGGAACCUCCCUUGAAGGGAUGAACCAUUAGCAAAACAUCAGUAAGACAGAAGCUAGUAGACAGGUCAGGUGAAGAGGUGGUGAGAAAGAUAUUAUUAUAAUCAUAGUAAGAUAUCCUUAUUAUAAUCAUAGUAAUGUACUAAAUAUGUAGGGGUCAUGCAGCAUCUACAGAAUAGGAUGUAAUAAUAUUUGAGUCAAAGGAAGAGAAAGCUUCUCCAAUUAUUUUGAUCACGAGGCCUUUACCCAGCAUUCACCCCCCUUGAAGGGAAAAGAAGCAUAAGAAAAGGCAAGUCUUAUAAGUUUACUGAAUUAAAAACAAAACAGCUUUUGGAAUGGGAAACAAGCCACUGUAAAGGUGGGGGGCCCAUCUGUAUAGUGGUGUGUUUGCAAUCAUGUCAUUAUGAUUUUGUGAUUUGUUAGGAAUGGGAGGUUAUUAUUUAUAAUCAACUGCUGCUAAUAAUCUAUCAUACUUCAGCCCUUCAAGGACUCUUGACCAAAGAAUUUGAACAACCUUCCCUUUCCUUGGAUCAAACCUUAUUACCUCCCAUUCCUCAGGCAAUGUAUGACCCCUAUGGGUUUAGUGCUUCCUCUUAAAUAUAAUACUGAUAAUAUGUAGGUCAAGUUAAUUGCCUCUUCUCGUCACCCAACAUUGAAGAAUAAGUGAAUCUCUUAUGGACACUAAUGACAAGGACAAACACCAGUAUACGUAUUACAAAUUAUAAUCCUAUAUCUAGUAUCCUUAACCGAGUUACUUAGCUUUGUCUAAAGUUGUCAACUGUGAUUUGGGGAUGAUCUUUAGUCAAGGUAACAUCUAAAAUGACAGACAGAUGAACACAAUUAGGAUUAGUAAACUUAGAUGGUGAUUUACCUGUGGCCUUUUCUGUUUCUUCUAACCUUGCAGCUCAGCCAUAGGCCAGGAUAACUCAAAGUCAAGAAGUGGCACUUAUUUUCAUUAGGGUCCUUUAAGGUAAUUCUCAAGGAACAGAUGUAGCAGAUGUUUGGAUUGGUUAAUGGGGCUUAAAAAUGUAUAAAGGUUGCACAUCACCUGUUCACUGCCAAUCAUACUUUAAUCCUAAGGUAGGGAUUAAAUUGUCAGGUUAUAUUCACAGACACAUGCCUCAUGAUGAAUAUAUCCUGUCAUAGAUGUUAGGAAACUUGUGCAUGCAUCCAUCUUCUCCUCAGGUUCAACCCAAACACUUUUCAGUUGCAAGAUGAACACACACCAAUUGUGCUAUAAAGUAAAUAAACAAGCCCCAGAAGGUGAAAAGAACCUCACAGAGCUAAAAACUGUGCAUCAAAUCCGAUUUUACUGGUAAUUAUGAGUACUGUAUUUGUGAGUGAUUUUUCCCCUUAAGUGAUUCAUCAAAGCUCCACCAGAGAGAAGCAUUUUACUCUGCUUAACAUUUUAUGUUAUGGAUUGUUGUGUUAAUACAUAUAAAUAUUGUCUUACAGUAUACAAUUAAGCAUAAAUUUCUUUGUUAACUAAAGUAUUCUAUUAUGAGUUAAUUCAUAGUUAUUGAAGAUGAGAAUAAUGACUACUGGAAAUAUGAAGACCCCUUUACCUGGUAUUGAAGGUUCAUACUGUAUAUUUUAUUUUUGAGCACCUAUAAUAGUUUAGUAGUUAAUGCUAUAUAUGAACAGUACGUUAAGAUCUGCCUGGUGGCAUAGUUGUAACUGGUUGUCCCAAGUUGUUUAAGUGUACAUGUCCUAUGUUCAGUAUGAAUUUUUUGACUGAUCAUGCCAAAGAAAUAUAUAACAUUGCCAGGAUCUGGAAUUGCUGAUAUAACUCUUUCGCCAAAAGAGAAUUUUUUUUUUUUUGUCAUAUUUAAACUGCUGUUGACAACAUUUAAUAAAUGUAUACAUAGUUUUUGUUGACUAAUUCACAAUGAUAAAAUAUCACUGAGGAAUAUACAAUCAAAAUGUACACAAUUAAUCUUCAUAAAACUGCAUGAGAAAGCAGUAACAUGUUGCCCAAUGCACUACAGUAAAUCAAUUUUGACAGUUGCAAGAUUGUUAAUAUUGCACAGUAUAUUCAAAUGGAAACAUUAUACAUGUGGAUCACUUAGUACUGUGACAAUUGUAGAAUGAAAACUACAUGCUGCAUAUUUUGGUCAAGUAUGAAGUAAUCUGACAUAAGUGUUUAUAAGGCAGUACAUAUUAUAAAAAUAUUAAUAUAUUAGAUUUUCUACUGUGCUCUAUAUGCCUAGCAUUAAAUGCACAGUAACUAUGUAUAACAGUAGAAUGCUUCCAUAAUUUAAUACAAGAAUUUUACAUACUUAUAGCCAAGGAAAGUUCUUGUGAUUUUUUUUAAUUCUUGUUAACCUCCACUGGUUGACAGUAUAAAAAAGUAUUUAGCUUUUGACACAUGCUAUUUUAUUGGUUAAUUUGAAUCUUUCAUAAUGUAGUGACAUUUAAAGAAUCCUACCACAGUUUGUGUAAUAAAUGCUGCCUUUUA